AUGGAUUUAGAUGUAGGAAAGAAUUCAUAUCCCGACUUUGACGCGGACGCAAAUCUAAAACCCAUCCACUCUUCUAGUCCGAGUCGGGGCUCCCGUAAGUUAAAGGUCAAGUCAAAGUUUAGUAAUCUCGAAAACCGUAGACAAGUUCCAGCACUGAAGAUUGUUGAUUCAUCAGAUGGCCGGAAAGUAGUACAACGACGAAUUUCUCCGAUUAAACUUUCUAAUUCCUCUGGCAAAUGGAUUGUAAACAAGAAAGAAAUUCAGCAGCGAGUUUCUCCAAUUAAGAUCACUAAAUCCUCGGGCAAAUGGAUCGCUAACAAUAAUAGAGAAACUGCUGCACCGUUAAACUGUGUUGCUAAGAAAUAUCGAAACAAGACCAAGUCUGUUUCGUCUAUGCGUUCUUUGAACAUUGCCGUUAUGAACUGCCGUAGUGUUAGGGGAAAGGCUGCGGUACUAUCAGCAUUUAUUGAUUCCGAGAAGCCAGAUAUUAUACUUGGUACAGAGUCUUGGCUUGAACAGGACAUUAACUCAGCAGAAAUCUUCUCAAGUAACUUUAAUAUAUUUAGGAAAGAUAGGAACUCCAAUGGAGGCGGAGUCUUUGUAGCCAUCAACAAAAAGGUCCCAUGUUUUGAAAGGAAAGAUCUUGUAGAUGAGGAUAAUGAAGUUGUCUGGUGUGAAGCCUCCCUCCCUGGCCAGACUAUCCUGAUUGGUGCAUUUUAUAGACCACCGGGAGAAAAUAUAAACCCUAUUAACAGGUUGAGAGAAAGUUUAUUUAAGAUCAGCAGUUGCACCAGGUCUCCAGAUGUUAUCCUUGGUGGUGAUUUUAACGUCCCAGGAUUGACUUGGACUGCUGAUGAUGAUGUAACGUCACCUAAAGGAAACCUCCAAAUGUCCUUGUUAAACUUAAUCGACGACAAUCAUUUGACCCAGAUGGUGACUUUUCCCACAAGGCACCACCAGAAUGGAACCGAGAAUACACUGGAUCUUUUGUUAACAACACAUCCUUCCAUGAUUACACAAGUCAAGCCAGUCGCGGGUCUUAGUGAUCAUUGCACCGUUAAAGCAAAGUUCAGCACUAUCACUAAUCUUCCCAAGAAACCGCCACGAAAGAUCUUUCUGUGGAAGAGUGUAGUUCCUGAUGACUUUAAAACCAAAACUCAGGAACUGCGUAGAGAUUAUUUUGAAAGACACCCCGAGCUGAAAUCUGUUGAGGAAAAUUGGUCAUGGUUUAGGGACACACUGAAGUCAAUAGUAUCUGACACAGUGCCUACUAAGACAGUUAAGGAUAACAUUCGCAAACCUUGGUUCACGCGAAAACUCAAGCGCCUAUGUAGCAAAAAGGAAAAGGCUUACAUUAAGGCUAAGCGAUCUAAGUCACAUCAAUACUGGAUUAACUUCAUACAGAUUCGCAAGUUAGCUGACAAAUCCAUUCGGUCUGCACAUAGGCAGUAUGUUAAGGACCUAACUGAUAAUGCCAGUGUUAAAAAUUUCUGGAGAUAUGUACGUUCAACAAGGAAAGAUAACGUGGGUAUCCAGCCCUUGAAAGUCAAUGAUCAACUUUUCACUAAGGAUCAAGACAAAGCUUGUGCCCUGUCAAGACAGUUUGAAAGUGUCUUCAAUCGUCAGAGUCAAAGCCCUAACUAA
This is a messenger RNA of Lytechinus variegatus (green sea urchin), 1644 nucleotides long. RefSeq lists its product as uncharacterized. Gene Ontology annotation, molecular function: catalytic activity. NCBI's taxonomy places the organism in Eukaryota, Metazoa, Echinodermata, Echinoidea, Temnopleuroida, Toxopneustidae. The record is from RefSeq and is a predicted model, not a curated record. The transcript has a single exon. The coding region runs from base 1 to 1644 and encodes 547 amino acids.